AUGCUUUCAAUAGAAAAAGAAAAUUCAAGAGUUGCUACAACUAAACCAUUAGAUGAACUUUUUACGAAUGUCGGUCAAAAGUUUGAGACAGAGACCGUAAAGCAUGAAGGCUAUCGUUUUGACUACCCAUUGAGAUGGCUAAGAGACCCAUCCGUCACAAAAGCUGUUGGCUUUCGUAGAAUGAAGUUCAUUUCAGAAGCCAUACAUGGUUUCCCAUUUACGGUCGCUUUUGAAGUUCGAUACUAUAACAAAGAAAAACGUACGUAUGAGAAAUUUGAACAGGGAAAACUUUUACAAGUGAAUUUGCUUGUAAACUUAGAAACAACUCUUCAAGCUUUUCAAGAAAAAAUAAACGAUAUCUAUAUCGAAUAUGCAAACCAGUAUAACAUUGACGAAGGAGAAUACCAUCUCGAUAUUGUUUAUGA
This is a messenger RNA of Trichomonas vaginalis G3, 425 nucleotides long. RefSeq lists its product as uncharacterized. NCBI's taxonomy places the organism in Eukaryota, Parabasalia, Trichomonadida, Trichomonadidae. The record is from RefSeq and is a predicted model, not a curated record. The annotation marks the transcript as partial. The transcript has a single exon.